AGUGGUUAAUGGCUAGCCUACUUUACAUUUUAUAAAAAUUUGUUACAAAGUGGUUAGUAGUUACUUUUUGCUUCAAUUAAUUAGUAAUUUUCAGUUUUCAAUCAUGGCUGAAAUAGAAAAAUUAACGAUAGGAGAAAUUUAUACUUCCGAAAAGACUGGCAGUGAUAGUACUGGAGAGGGCUCAGCAGAAAAACCAUUUAAAACAAUCUUACAAGCCAUGCGAUACGCUGGCAAGGAACCGUUUCCGACUAUAUACGUGGACUCCAAAGAGGAAGGCAAACAGUACGACGUAGCUGCGAAAUCGCAGUUAAAAAAAAUUACCAAGAUAUGGAGUCGGGAGUGUUACAAGGCUGUUGAAAAAGUGAAGGUGGACGAAGAAAAUGUUGAGAAGAGGCAGCAAAAUUUGGACGAAGCUAAGAAAAUUGUUUUAAAAGAGGAUCCUUCGUUGCCAAAAGCCAAGACGGUGAAAAUACUUCAUUCGGCUGAACAUCGAGGGGAGAGAAUAUGUGUGCGUGGUUGGGUCCAUCGUCUACGUCGUCAAGGAAAAGCAUUAGCUUUUCUUACAUUGCGGGAUGGUACUGGAUACAUGCAAUGCGUCUUACAUGGCAUUCUCUGUCAGACAUAUAAUGCUUUAGUUUUGUCAACUGAGUCAUCUGUCAUUUUAUAUGGAAAACUAGAAGUUGUUCCUGAAGGCAAAUCAGCACCGGGAGGUCAUGAACUGACAGUAGAUUACUGGGAGCUAGUCGGCCUGGCUCCGCCUGGUGGGGCAGAUGCUAUAUUGAACGAAGACGCUCUGCCCGACGUCCAGCUCGAUAACAGACACAUAAUACUGCGCGGCGAGAACACGACGAAGGUGCUCCGCGCGCGCGCGCAGGUGACGCGCGCCUUCCGCGAGCACUUCGCGAGCCGCCUGUACACCGAGGUCACGCCGCCCACGCUCGUGCAGACGCAGUGCGAGGGCGGCUCCACGCUCUUCAAGUUUGACUACUUCGGCGAGCAGGCGUACCUGACGCAGAGCUCGCAGCUGUACCUGGAGACGUGCCUGGCGGCGCUGGGCGACGUGUACUGCGUGGCGCAGUCCUACCGCGCCGAGACCUCGCGCACGCGCCGACACCUCGCCGAGUACAGCCACGUGGAGGCGGAGUGCCCCUUCAUCGAUUUUGACGAGUUGCUGGAUAGGAUCGAGGAUCUCGUCGUCGACGUCGUCGAUAGGGUCCUGGAGUCGCCCGAGGGACAUUUGGUGUAUGAACUUAACCCCAAUUUUAAGAAACCCGUUAAGCCUUUUAAACGUAUGACGUACGCAGAAGCCAUUGAAUAUCUGCGUGCUAACAACAUUACUAAGGAUGACCAAACGUUCUAUGAAUUUGGAGAAGACAUUCCAGAAGGUCCUGAACGUAAGAUGACAGAUGCCAUCGGGGUGCCAAUACUUCUCUGCAAGUUUCCUGCAGAGAUCAAAUCAUUCUACAUGCUCCGAUGUGAAGAUGACAAGCGUCUAACUGAAUCAGUUGAUCUCCUGAUGCCAGGUGUUGGGGAAAUUGUAGGGGGGUCGAUGAGGAUGUGGGACCAUGAGGAAUUGAUGGAAGGCUACAAGCGCGAGGGCAUCGACCCCCGGCCGUACUACUGGUACACGGACCAGCGCAAGUUCGGCUCCGUGCCGCACGGCGGCUACGGGCUGGGCCUGGAGCGCUUCCUGUGCUGGCUGCUCAACCGCUACCACAUCCGGGAGGUGUGCCUCUACCCACGCUUCUUGGAGAGAUGCACGCCUUAGACGACCUCAUUUAGUUAUCCAUAUUGAAGAAUUAUUAUUUAAUUUUCUU
Molecule: messenger RNA, 1817 nt
Organism: Nymphalis io (European peacock)
Lineage: Eukaryota; Metazoa; Arthropoda; Insecta; Lepidoptera; Nymphalidae
Gene: AsnRS
Product: asparagine--tRNA ligase, cytoplasmic-like
Exons: 10
Coding region: 104-1768 (554 amino acids)
Biological process (GO): asparaginyl-tRNA aminoacylation
Cellular component (GO): cytoplasm
Molecular function (GO): nucleic acid binding; asparagine-tRNA ligase activity; ATP binding
Source: RefSeq, a predicted model, not a curated record